ACAUUGCUAUUUAAGAAUGGAAGAAGAUACAGAUUUUAGAAUAAGGUUUAGUUCUUUGUGUUUCAUUACUGAUCAUAUUGGAUUUCAUGGCACUAUAAAAAGCUCACCAAGUGACUUUGUUGUUAUUGAGAUUGAUGAACAGGGACAGUUAGUUAAUAAGGCCAUUGAUGAACCUAUUUACGAGAUUGGUAAAGUACUGCCUGAGACAAAUAAUUUUGCCAAAAAACCAAAACUAGGUUUUCAAAAUGUAUCCUUUGAAGAGAGAAGCAACCAAAAAGUCAAUACUUUAGUCCCAUGCUCUGAUGAUGACAAAAAUCAUGAGUCUGGUUCAGAAAAAGAAGAUACAAUCAAUGAUGGAACUUCUGGAGAUGAAAAAGGAAAAGUUUAUGCAUUAGGCUCUUUGUUAGAUGAAAAAACUAAUGAAUUACUGAAUCAGUUUGCCUGUAAUAUAAAAAAGAAAUGGAAUUUUAAAAGUGAGCUAACUGGACCAUCUCCUGAAUUCUCACUAGGCAGAAUUCUUGACAAAAACCAGAGGGCUAUUUUGCACAGUGCUGUUCGGCAGAAAUUUCCUUUUUUAAUAACUGUAGGAAAAAACAGUGAAAUUGUUGUAAAACCAAAUCUUGAGUACAAAGAACUCUGUCACCUGGUAUCUGAAGAAGAAGCAUUUGACUUUUUUAAGUACUUGGAUGCAAAGAAAGAAAAUUCUAAAUUUACCUUUAAACCUGAUACAAACAAAGACCACAGAAAAGCUGUUCACCAUUUUAUCAACAAAAAGUUUGGAAAUCUUGUGGAAACCAAAUCUUUUUCUGAAGCUAAAUACAAUGUCGGUAAUCCCAAUAUAGUGAUAACAGUAAGAUUUCGUGAAAAAGCAUACAAGCACAGGAAAAGGUCUGUUGAAUGCCAGGAAAGAAAAGUUAUAUACACAGCCUUUACCCUACGAAAAGAAAAUCUAGAAAUGUUUGAAGCAGUUGGUGUUUUAGCUGUCAAACUUGGUGUGAUUCCUUCAGAUUUUAGUUAUGCAGGCCUUAAAGACAAGAAAGCCAUCACCUAUCAAUCAAUGGUUGUUAGAAAAGUGACUCCGGAGAGGUUGAAAGAUAUUGAAAAAGAAAUUGAAAAGAAAAGAAUGAAUGUGUUUAAUAUUCGGUCUGUAAAUGAUUCCCUUAGACUCGGUCAGCUCAAAGGAAAUCACUUUGAUAUUGUUAUCAGAAAUUUAAAAAACCAAAUAAAUGAUUCUGCAAAUCUGAGAGAGAGAAUUUUGGAGGCAAUAGAAAAUGUUAAGAAUAAAGGGUUUGUGAAUUACUAUGGACCACAGAGAUUUGGGAUGGGAAGGAAAGUUCACACAGAUCAAAUUGGAUUGGCUUUGUUGAAGAGUGAAAUGGGGAAGGCUGUAAAAUUAUUUCUUACACCAGAAGAUUUGGAUGAUCCUGUAAAUAGAGCAAAGAAAUAUUUUCUUCAAACUGAAGAUGCUAAAGGCACACUUUCACUGAUGCCCGAAUUCAAAGUUCGAGAGAGAGCAUUGUUGGAGUCAUUGCAUCGCUUUGGCAUGACCGAGGAGGGUUGCAUCCAGGCAUGGUUCUCAUUUCCCCAUUCUAUGCGCAUUUUCUACGUUCAUGCAUAUAGCAGCAAAGUUUGGAAUGAGGCAGUAUCUUACAGACUUGCAACCUAUGGAUCAAGAGUGGUGGAGGGUGAUUUGGUGUGUUUGGAUGAAGAUGGUGAUGAUGAGCAUUUCCCAAAUAAUAAAGUUCAUCUAGUGACUGAAGAAGAGGAAUCGGCUAAUACAUAUGCAAUACAUCAGGUGGUUCUUCCAGUGCUUGGAUAUAACAUUCAGUACCCAAAGAACAAAGCAGGGCUGUGGUACCAGGAAGUACUUAGCAGAGAUGGACUACAGACAUGUAGGUUUAAAGUACCUGCUCUGAAGCUGAACGUUCCAGGAUGCUAUAGAAAGAUUUUGAAACAACCCCACAAUCUCUCAUACCAACUAAUAGAAGAGCAUGAUAUUGAUGGCAGAGCAGAAGGUUCCCACAUCGAUGAAGCAACUUUAUCUCUUUUGAUUUCUUUUGAUCUUGACGCUUCAUGUUAUGCUACAGUUUGUCUGAGGGAAAUAAUGAAGCAUGACUUUUAAAACCGGUAUCCUUGGUAUAACAUAAAUGUGUCAUUCUUUAAAGGAAAGGGAGCUAAAAUUUCUUUGACCAUCUGCCAUGUGCUAGGAGCUUUUUAAUUGUUAUCCCCCUUAAUUACACAAUAUCCUGAUGAAGUAGGAAUUUGGUACUAACAUUCUGGAAGACAUAGCUAGUAAGUGUCAGGGUCUGAAUUUAAAGCUCCCAAUCCUGUGUGUUUUUUCUAUUUAACAUUCAGUGACUUUUCUCCUGUGUUAUAAAAGUUGCAAUCUUUCUGGACUAUGAGGAGUAUAUAAUACUACAACAUAACAUUUAAGAAAAAAUGUUUUUGGAGUAAUGUUUAUAUUCUUUAGCUUGUGGCUUAGAAUAUAAAUAAAACUAGAUUGUAAUGAAGGCAUAUAGUUGGAGAUAAAGAUAGAUGAAGUGUUUUGUUAACUAUUAUUGUCAUUCUUUACAAUCUUUGAAAUUACUGAUCAGAGAAAUACAUCAGGGAAAUGUAAUUCCUCUAUUUAUGAUCAUUACCCCAGGGUAGUUUACCCCUUUAUGAGGUAAAUAAUGUUCAAUGAAGAUUGAAAUAAAAGUUUUUUAUACAAUUUCUAAUAUCUUGACAUA
Messenger RNA from Molossus molossus (Pallas's mastiff bat), 2729 nucleotides. It is a transcript of the gene PUS7L, whose product is annotated as pseudouridine synthase 7 like. The transcript is spliced from 8 exons. Gene Ontology annotation, cellular component: nucleus. Bases 17 to 2122 code for a protein of 701 amino acids. NCBI's taxonomy places the organism in Eukaryota, Metazoa, Chordata, Mammalia, Chiroptera, Molossidae. Gene Ontology annotation, biological process: pseudouridine synthesis. The record is from RefSeq and is a predicted model, not a curated record. Gene Ontology annotation, molecular function: pseudouridine synthase activity; RNA binding.